Molecule: messenger RNA, 2256 nt
Organism: Chondrus crispus (carragheen)
Lineage: Eukaryota; Rhodophyta; Florideophyceae; Gigartinales; Gigartinaceae
Exons: 1
Coding region: 1-2256 (751 amino acids)
Biological process (GO): regulation of DNA-templated transcription
Cellular component (GO): Cdc73/Paf1 complex
Molecular function (GO): RNA polymerase II complex binding
Source: RefSeq, a predicted model, not a curated record
AUGGCUUUAUUUCAACUGGGGCGUGCUGAGCACCAUUUGGGGAAGUUUGAAGAAGCAUCUCAACGACUGGAGGAGGCCAAGAAGAUUUCUGAAAGAUCUGACAAUGCCUAUGUCAAGCUUAAUCCGGGACUGUUCUUACGUCUAGGACUUUUGAAGCUAUCAACACAGCGAAAAGAAGACGAGGAUUUGGCGCAAGAAUGCCUCGAAAAAGUAAUCAAAGACUCGAAUGAUAGAUGCGGUGUUGCGAGAAGAGCGCUGGGUGUGCUGAUUGGUAGACGACUCCUCAUCGGGAUUAAGCGUGGUCGUCCGCGGGGAGGUGAAGUGUUCCAUAGAGCGGUCUCUCUUCUAAAGCGAGGGCUCGCUGAGAACGAAGGGGCGAAAGCAGAUGUGCCUGCUCAACUUACUUAUGCGGGGCUAAUUGAGGAAAACUCACCAAAGCUGGCAUUAGAGGCGUAUCAGUCCGCGAUCAGGGCUCUUGAGGGGGAAAAGACCCCUGUCGAUGCUGAGAUUUGGAAUAAUGUGGCAUCCCUUAACGCACGUCUCGGGGAUGUUAGCGCAGCGAAAACAAUGAUGCACGAGAAGAUUGAUGCGGAGUAUAGCGCAGAGUGCUCCACAAUCUCAUACAAUCGAGGUAGAAUUGCAGAAAUGGCUGGGGCCCUGAAAGAGGCAGAAUCGACUUUUCGGGCGAUUAAGAAGGAUGCUCCUCAUUAUCUGGAGGCCAUUACAAGACUAGCCGUCAUCACCAUGCAAGAUGAAACAAAGUUGAAAGAAGCAGAAGAACUUUUGAGAGAAGCCAUGGGAUCGCCCGCAAGCAAGUCGGUUGCUGCGGCGUUUCUGAGCAAGCUUUAUGCAAAGCAGAAGGAUUUUAAGGAAGCGCAAACGGUUCUAGAGAUUAAUCGUAAUGAGUGCGAUUAUCUGGCGUUAGCGUUCUCAAGUUUUAUGCACCGCUUCUUGGAUAGUUUGGAUCAAGAACGAAAAUCACGCUUCUUGUUAAACCAUAUAGGGGCACCCCUUGUGUCGAUUCUGAAAAGGAGCAAACACAAUUCGUUUGCGGCAAACGGCGUGGGCGUGUACUUUGCUGAGUCAAAAAUGAUGUCGGAGGCUAGAGACGCGUUCACAGCAGCCGGUACCGGCGUUUUCACUGCAAAGACUGCGCGGGUAAAUCUUGCUCACACGCAAGUGCACUUGGGUCAUCGCGCGAUCAGCGAGUCUGCGCGAGUCACAGGACGUCCAAGCCACAAGGUUGUGUCGAACUCACGGGCACUAUUUGAACAAGCGGAAAAGCUUUAUCAGGACGCCUUUGAGCUCAGUCGGCUGUCAAAGUCGAAGGCGGAUUUUGAUGCGCAUUGCGAGCUGUUGUUAUACACCGCGUGGGCGCAGUUUGAAGCGACACAGUACCGCAAGUCUGCGGAUACUUUGACAAAACUAGUGCACUUAGUGCCGUCUAAUGCGGUGGUGUGGUUCAACCUCGGUCAAGCUUUGCUUGAGUCUGCGAGCACUCGGGCUCUACGAGGGAAAACAAUGCUGGAAGAAAUGAAAAUGGCUAAAGUGGAAUUUACAGCAAGCAGACAAGCGUUGCGGAGAAGCAUUGCGUUAGACAGACAUCAUACAGAUGCCCUGACAAGGUCGCAAUUUGAAACGAAACAUGCAACUGCACUCGACAAAUACGUGCACCAACAAGACAGGACGCAUGAGGUGAACCUGAGGAACGCGACAAACGAAGCGGAAGAUAGAGAAGAGCGAAGACGGCAUAGUCUUGCUCUUCUUGAGGCGCGACAGAAGAAGCAUGAGGAGGAGGCGAGAAAGGAGAUGGACAAGCAGCGACAGAAAGAGGAGGAAUUGCGGAAAGCGUUCCAAGAUUCAGAAGCCAAAAAGCAACGAUUUAAGGAGGAGCACGAUCGAACGCUGGCGGAGGAAGCAAGGUUUGAGGAUGAGGAUGAGGAAUAUAGCGGGGAACAAGGAUCGUCGCGAAAAGGUCGAUCCAAGCGAAAGAAGAAGGAGGAGUUGUUAAUCGAGGACGAAAAACCGGCUAAGAAAGCCAAGAAACAGAAAAAGGGGACGAUUGCAAAGAAAAAGGAUGCCGACGACUCUGGGAGCGAAUAUUCUGAUGCAGCUGCGGACAGUGGAAAGGAAGGCGAGAACGGGGUGGAAUUGUCACGGGGAGAUGAAUCGGAGGGAGAGGGCGAUCGGAAGCCGAGCGAGCAAAAGAGGUUUGCGCUAACGGUGGAUGACGAUGAUUCCGAUGGAGAUCUUUAA